AUGGCUCCCAGUGCGGAGGAGCUACUGCGCCGAAACACGGUUGGCAUCAACAAAGAGACAGUCUCCAACGUUGCCUCGACAGAUUUCCCCGGCCACUUCCCCGGCGAAGACCACGCCUUUUCCAUUGAGCGCUUCCGAUCCGCCUUCUCCGUCCAGUUCCACCGCAACGAGCUCAACGAUGCGUCCUUCUCCCUCAUCGGCAUCGACGCCUCGCUGGCCAACGCCUUCCGCCGCAUCCUCAUCGCCGAGAUCCCGACGCUCGCCAUCGAGGACGUCUACAUCGAGAACAACACCUCCGUGAUCCAGGACGAGGUGCUUGCCCACAGGCUGGGGCUGAUUCCCUUCAACGGAGGGCGCGACGGCAUCCACAACUUCCUCAAGUGGUACAAGAAGCCCGAGGCCGGCGAGGACCCUUAUGCCAACAGCUUCGACUGGAACACGGUGCGCCUCGAGCUCAACGUCACUUGCACCGUCAACGAGGACGCCGCACCAAACGAAAACGACCCGCUAAAGGCGUACAACCACGCCCACGUCUACGCGAAGGAUAUCGUCUUCGUGCCCACGGGAAGGCAGGUCGAGUACUUUAGCGGCGACAACGCAAUCGUCCCCGUCAACCCGGACAUCCUCAUCGCCAAGCUGCGGCCGAAGCAGACCAUCAACCUGGCCAUGCACAUGCACAAGGGCAUCGGCGCCGACCACUCCAAAUUCUCCCCCGUCGCCACCGCCUCGUACCGCCUGCUGCCCCUCAUCCACAUCACCAAGCCCAUCAUCGGCGCCGACGCCGAAAAGUUCCAGCGCUGCUUCCCCCAGGGCGUCAUCGGCCUCGAAAAGGUCACGCGGGAAGAGGCCAGCAAGUCCGGCAGCGGCUACGAGGGCCACGCCGGCGAGUAUAAGGCCGUGGUCAAGGAUUCCAUGAAGGACACCGUCAGCAGAGAGGCUCUGCGGCACCCAGAGUUCGAGGGCAAGGUCAAGCUCGGCCGGAGGAGAGACCACUUCAUCUUCUCCAUCGAGAGCACGGGGCAGUGGGACAGCGACGAGCUGUUCCUCGAGGCGGUCAAGCAUCUAAAGCUAAAGUGCAAAAAGUUGGAGCAGCAGGUCAUCAACAUGGUUCAAUAA
Trichoderma breve is the source of this 1116-nucleotide messenger RNA. RefSeq names its product RNA polymerase rpb3/RpoA insert domain-containing protein. Bases 1 to 1116 code for a protein of 371 amino acids. The record is from RefSeq and is a predicted model, not a curated record. Gene Ontology annotation, cellular component: RNA polymerase I complex; RNA polymerase III complex. The transcript has 2 exons. Lineage: Eukaryota; Fungi; Ascomycota; Sordariomycetes; Hypocreales; Hypocreaceae. Gene Ontology annotation, biological process: DNA-templated transcription. Gene Ontology annotation, molecular function: protein dimerization activity; DNA binding.